AUGGCUGCCUACGUUGCCACAUAUGGCUACGGCUACAUCAAGACAGCACUCGUUGGAGGAACUUACACCAAGGAGCAGGGCCUCUUCUACGGUGGUCGUCAGCUGGAGCCUUCCCAUGUCCUGCUGCGGGAUUUCUUCAAAGAACAACUUGGCAAGGUGCCAGCGCAGGAGAUUGCAUGGGUGGAUGUCCAUACUGGGCUUGGACCACCAGGCGUAGAUGUGCUUUUGGGCAGUGGGCUAGACAAGCAGCAAAUGGAAGCUAUCUUUCCAAAAGUCGAGGGUGAGUUCGACGGAUGUCAGUGUGAGGCCUUUGGCGUCCGUGGUGUGGACCGCCGAUGUGGACAAGGAGAGCUGGAAGUGAACAACGCUAAGUUCUCCUCAUCGCAGUCCGCUGGUUAUGAGUACACUGUCGGCGCAUUGUCUGGAGAUUGGGUGACCGAGUGGUUCCCAAAGGGUUCCGGAAAGGUGCUGCUGGUUCAGCAAGAGUUCGGAACCCUCGCCUCCCUGAGUGUGGCAAGAGCCUUGAUGCUGGAGAACACUGGCUUCCAUUAUGACAGGGGCAAUCAUGAUUUCUGGCGGACCUUCACGCAAGAUGCCUUCUACGUGAGGACAGACGUCUGGAAAGAGAAAGUCCUCCGACGCGGCAUGGAUGUGUUCCAGAAGAUGGCGAAGAUGCUGUCAUCGUGA
Symbiodinium pilosum is the source of this 687-nucleotide messenger RNA. NCBI's taxonomy places the organism in Eukaryota, Dinophyceae, Suessiales, Symbiodiniaceae. The record is from the annotation of a GenBank genome assembly.